Messenger RNA from Notechis scutatus (mainland tiger snake), 5525 nucleotides. The record is from RefSeq and is a predicted model, not a curated record. Lineage: Eukaryota; Metazoa; Chordata; Lepidosauria; Squamata; Elapidae.
CGCUUCAGCAACAAACAGAAGAAGCUGCUAAAGCAACUGAAAUUUGCAGAAUGCCUUGAAAAGAAAGUUGACAUGAGCAAGGUAAACCUGGAAGUAAUCAAGCCAUGGAUAACAAAGAGAGUAACAGAAAUCCUUGGAUUUGAAGAUGAUGUAGUAAUUGAAUUUAUCUUCAAUCAGUUGGAAGUGAAGGCCUGAACCAAAAUGGAAGUUAUUCCUUGCGUCUGAAGUAUAGCACCAUCACCUUAUUAGGUCACAGCAGAGUGAGUGUCCAAUGUCGCUCUGACCAACUCCCUUGAUGAUGCAGUGUGUGUUUGGAGGUGAGUUGUGUAAAGUGGCCGAACCAAAGACAGAGAAAGCAUCCAACAGAAAGAAAUUGGGCAAAGCUUUACACUGCUCUUUAAAUUGUUUUGAAUUAAAUCACAUUAAUUAUAAAGAAUGAAGUGCAGUUCUAAAUUGGUAAGAGACGUUCAGUGGAGACCUACUCUGUUUAGAACUAUGUUCAGCUGGGAUGGCGGGCUUAAUAUAUAUAUAUAUGAUUAUAAAAGUACACUUCAGUUUAAUUUAGAAAGCUUAAAGGUUCAAGCUGUUUUUCACUGAAAUCAGUGGCAUGGCGCCCCUCUGAUAUCAGCUAAUUAAUAGUGAGACAUACUAUACAGCAUGAACUGCGUAAAUGAACUUGCGUUCAUGAUAAACAGUCUUUUAUUUUGCACAGACUGCGGCUGCAUUCCAAGAGAUAGUAAAAGUGUUUCUCUGAACCAUUGGCAAAAUGUUCUUGUUCUAAUAUUCUCUAUGCUCAAUCUUUCUUCCAAAGAAUUCAUCUUUGAUUUGACUGAACAGUUGAAAUUUCAACUGAGAAAGGUAUUGAUGUUUUCUUUAAAAAAAGACAUGCUGUAAUUUGAAAGUAGGUUUUUUUUUUUAAUGUCCAUAUUUGUAAUCCCUUACUGUAUUUUAAUAGAAAUUCUGUUGGGGGAGCAGGUUUAGGGGAAUCAGAUGAAGUAUGAUAUUGUGGUAGGAAGUAGUUUACUAAUAUGUAUUAAUAAAAUAAAACCUUAAUGUGCAGUUUUAAUUCCCCUUCAUAGAAAGCAUGAUUUGAAGUUUAGAACUUAAAAAAAAAACAUUUUUUUUCUUUCUGUGGUUGUGUACUCAUUAUUGCUUGUUCGUCUUUUGCAAUUUAGAUAAAUGGUAUAACAUUAAACUCAAGGUGAUUGAGUUGCAGUAGGGAGUCGGAAGCAAGCCAAGGGAACAUCUUUCUCUACAGGGGACUUGGCGAUUCCAAACCCCCCCAAAGUUCCAAGAAGAAAAAGAAGACACCUGGAAUCUGUACUUGCUUUGUGCUGUUGAGCUGUGCUUGUUACAUGGACCCUGUUGCUUUGACCAGCAACUUUAGAACUAAAUUGCCCACCUGUACUGUGAACCACACUUGACCUCUUAAUCCUUUGUGGUCAUCACAUAAUUGUCGUUAAGAAAAUGAUGGCAGCUUUCAUUCCAUUAAAUAGUUAGUGGAGGUUUAGUUUAGUUUAGUUUACUGAUGGAAGUAAGAAAAUGCAUGCAUAAAUUCUUUUUCAGUUUUCUUAGCAGGAUUUCAGUGAUAUUGUAGAUGACUCUGUAAUGUUAAGUGUACAGCUUCUGUCCAUUGUACAGAUAACUUAAAAGGAUUUUUCAAGGAGCGGUACCAAAGAAUGCUGGGGGAAAAUGUUUAGAAAGAUAAUUAGAAGAAUACACCAUCUAUUAUGAUGCUGCUAUGGCAAAUUCAUGACCCUCUGUUUCAGUGGCUGUACAGGUCAUACCUUAUGAAAUCCACAAAGGAUUAACAGGCCACUCUGAAUGUAAUGGUAAGGCAAGAGAAUGUUGGUUAUUUGUUAGGGCAGUUACUGAACAACUUUUAAGCAAAGUUUUGUUUAAAAAAAACUAAUAAAAUGAGUAAUAUGAUCUUGUCCAUGGUAGAAGAUUAAAUCAAAAUAAAGAAUAACUUGUCUGGGUUUGGUUUUUCAAAUAACCUGUAUUUCUUCCUGUCAUAUCUCUUUACAGAAUCCUGAUUCCAAAAUGAUGCAAAUCAACCUGACUGGAUUUUUGAAUGGGAAAAAUGCAAGAGAAUUCAUGGGGGAACUAUGGCCACUGCUGUUAAGUGCUCAAGAAAACAUUGCUGGUAUUCCAUCUGCUUUUCUGGAGCUGAAGAAAGAAGAAAUAAAACAAAGACAGAUUGAACAGGAAAAAUUGGCUUCAAUGAAGAAACAAGAUGAAGACAAGGAUAAACGAGACAAAGAAGAUAAAGAGAACAGAGAAAAGCGGGACCGCUCUCGGAGCCCCAGAAGACGCAAAUCAAGAUCUCCUUCCCCUAGAAGACGCUCAUCUCCUGUUAGGAAAGAGAGGAAACAUAGCCAUUCUCGAUCACCCCACCACACAGCCAAAAGUCGCAGUGUUACACCUCUGCCAGUAAAGAAAGAAGAGACACCAGAACCAGAACCUUCCAUGAAAGUAAAAGAAACAUUGAUCCAGGAGGCCACAUCUACCAGCGAUAUCUUGAAAAUCCCUAAAAUUGAGCCUAUGCCGGAUACUAAGGAAAUAUCUCCAGAAAGAGUUUCCAAAAAGGAAAAGGAAAGGGAAAAAGAAAAGGAGAAGGCUCGUCCAAGAUCUCCAUCUCGAUCUAGAUCAAGAUCAAAGUCUCGAUCACGUUCCCCAUCUCAUUCAAGACCAAGAAGACGUCAUAGAUCACGAUCCAGGUCUUAUUCACCAAGGAGGCGGCCUAGCCCAAGAAGGCGCCCAUCUCCUCGGAGAAGAACCCCACCGAGACGUAUUCCACCUCCACCCAGGCAUAGAAGAAGCAGAUCUCCUGUGAGGCGGAGGAGAAGAUCAUCAGCAUCAUUAUCAGGAAGUAGUUCAUCCUCAUCAUCUUCACGUUCUCGAUCACCACCAAAGAAACCGCCUAAGAGAGUUGUCUCUAGUCCUCCCCGGAAAACAAGAAGGCUUUCUCCUUCUACAAGCCCCCCAAGGCGAAGACACCGACCCUCCCCACCUCCCAGUCCUCCCCCCAAGCCCCGCAGGUCACCAACACCACAGCAGUCUAAUCGUACAAGAAAAGCCCGUAGUUCUGUUUCUCCCAAUAGGACUUCAGCACCUAAACAUAAAAGUAUUGAAAAGAGAGAAUCUCCCUCACCUGCACCAAAAACAAGAAAAGUUGAACUGUCAGAAUCAGAAGAAGACAAAGGUGGUAAAAUGGCAGCUGCAGAUUCUGUGCAGCAAAGACGACAGUACAGAAGGCAGAACCAGCAGUCUUCAUCUGAUUCUGGUUCAUCAUCAUCUUCUGAAGAGGAACGACCGAAAAAGUCAAGUGUGAAAAAUGGUGAAGUGGGUAGACGACGACGGCAUUCGCAUUCUCGCAGCCCAUCUCCUUCUCCACGAAAGUGGCAGAAAGAAUCUUCUCCUCGGAUGCAGAUGGGAAAGAGGUGGCAGUCACCAAUUGUUAAAAGUAGGAGGAGGCGAAGUCCCUCCCCACCACCACCCAGAAGACGACGGUCUCCUUCUCCUGCCCCCCCUCCAAGACGUCGCAGGUCACCGUCACCCCCACGACGAAGGUCUCCUUCACCACUCCCUCGCCGGCAUUCGCCUACACCCAGAAGAUACUCUCCUCCCAUUCAGAGGAGGUAUUCUCCUUCUCCUCCUCCAAAGAGGCGAACAGCAUCACCUCCUCCCAAAAGAAGGGCUUCUCCUUCUCCGCAGCCUAAGCUCAGAGUCUCUCGCUCUCCACCACCAAAACAAAGAAGCUCUCCACCCGCAAAAAGACGUUCGCCAUCUGCAUCUUCCAAGCACAGGAAAAGCUCCCCUCCUAGCAGGUCCAACCGGGAACCCCGCUCUCCACUGCAGAACAAGCGGCAUUCACCUUCCCCACAGCCUAGGCCUUCACGGACCUCUGCCAGCCCCCCAUUGUUGCGUAGGGGUCCUUCUUCAUCACCUCAGCGAAGGCAGUCUCCAUCUCCAACCUCUAGGCCCAUCCGAAGAGUCUCAAGGACUCCAGAGCCCAAGAAGUCAAAGAAGGCUUCUCCACCAAGUCCCCAUUCUGCAAGAAGGGGUUCUUCGUCUAGAUCAGCUUCAGCAUCCCCUGAGCCACCCGCUAAGAAGCAUCCAGCACCUCCCUCUCCUGCUCGAUCAGCAUCCCCUUCUGCUCACUGGUCACCAGUAGCACCUGCAAAGAAGGCUAAAAGUCCGACUCCAAGCCCAUCACCAGUACGAAAUUCUGAUCAGGAAGGAGGUGGUAAAAAGAAGAAGAAGAAGAAGGAUAAGAAGCAUAAAAAGGAUAAGAAGCACAAGAAACACAAAAAGCAUAAGAAAGAAAAGGCUGCUGUAGCUGCUGCAAUGGCUGCUUGUACAGCAUCUGCAGAGGAAGAUCAAGAAAAAAAUGUAGAACCCAAAAAGGAGACUGAGAGUGAAGCAGAAGAUAACCUGGAUGACUUGGAAAAACACCUGCGUGAGAAAGCUCUGAGGUCGAUGAGGAAGGCGCAGGCAUCUCCACCAUCUUAGGAUGAAGCAGCAUUUGAUUUCAUGUAAAUUUUAUUUGGUUUAUACUCAAGAUUUCAAUUUCAAAUUGCUAAAAUGUGUUUGAGCUUUAGACUUUAACAUCGGUUGUAAUAAUUGCUAGGUUAAAGUUCACCAUUAUUAUUAAAAAAAGGGCAUGGAUCUUCAUUACAAACAAAAAACAAAAAACCAUUUACAGCGUACUAGUGACCUCCUUUGACAUUUGACAUGAUUUUGUUAGAAUUUUCUUAAGCAUCAAGGAUCUCUUCCCCGCCCUAUCCCUGUUCCUGUUCAAUGGUUUUAAAAGGGCCUGGCAAACUUCAGAGUUUUUCUAAAGCGGGUGGGCAACUACGGCCCUUUCACGAUCUGUGGACUUCAACUCCCAGAAUUCCUGAGCCAGCUAAAGUCCACAGGGCAUAAAGAGCCAUGGUUGCCCAUGCCUGCUCUAAAAGGUCAUAGUACAAAUGCUUACAACAUUUCUAUUGUAAAUUCUUGCUCCAGAUCUUUUGUGGUUUGUAGGCACGAGGGAGCCACUCUUGGCAAAGAAUUAUGUGGGAACACUUGCCAAACAGCCAGGUUUCUCAGUGUUUCCUAAUAAUUUAUGUUUAAAAUUGGCACAACAUAUCUACUUUAUAAACUUGCUUGGCAGAAGGCAAUGGGUUCAUUAUAAUAUGAUAAAUUUAUUUGGAACACUGGAUUUUUAAUUUGUACCUUUUCUCUCUUAUCCCCUUCACCUUUUAAAAAAUACAGUUCCUGUGAUCAACAGUCUCAGCCAAAUUUGGCAUAAAUUUUUGUUUUGUGGAAUGUUGUUGCCCAUUCAUAGUUUUCUUUCAUCUUGUUGAAGUCCUUUGGAAUAGUAUGUAAGUUUCAGAGUUGUGGUUUCUGAAAACCUGAAGGACCUGAACUUUGGAUAUUGUCAUGUUCACAUUGGGGGUUUUAUUUUGUUUCUGUUUUUUUAAACUAAAGCUAUUACAAAGCUUGUGUAUUAAACAAAAUAAAUUUCUAAAUUUAAAGGA